Molecule: messenger RNA, 453 nt
Organism: Penicillium salamii
Lineage: Eukaryota; Fungi; Ascomycota; Eurotiomycetes; Eurotiales; Aspergillaceae
Source: the annotation of a GenBank genome assembly
AUGAAUCCCCAUCAGCAAAACAAAGUGGACAUCGCUUCCCUCACCCCAGAGGAGCAGCGCCUGCUGCGCCUCUACGGCAAAAUGCCCACCAAGAAAGACGUCCUCCAGAACAAGCUCAAGGAACGCAAAUACUUCGAUUCCGGCGACUACGCCCUCAGCAAAGCCGGCAAAGCCUCCGACGUAGGCGUCACCAAUGUCGGAUCCCGCCACCCAGUCCCCGAAAACAUCCCCCACCUCACAGCCACCUCGCCCAACUCCGGCAGCAGCGCCCAAGGCCAAAUCCCCGGUAGUAUCAGCGGCCAUCCCGGCUCGGUCGGAUUCCAAAGCCGCAGCCCUGUCAAGGAUGGAUACUUGCAUCGCAAUUCGAGUCUCUCGGAGGGUGAGCCGGAGAAGGAACAGGAGCUGAGCGUUAGUCCGCCUGCUGCGAGGGAGGGUGUGCCCAUUCAGAGGUAG